Malaya genurostris is the source of this 967-nucleotide messenger RNA. Its product is annotated as putative gustatory receptor 28b. The coding region runs from base 1 to 891 and encodes 296 amino acids. Lineage: Eukaryota; Metazoa; Arthropoda; Insecta; Diptera; Culicidae. Gene Ontology annotation, cellular component: axon; neuronal cell body; dendrite. Gene Ontology annotation, biological process: sensory perception of taste. The transcript has 4 exons. The record is from RefSeq and is a predicted model, not a curated record.
AUGUUGUACAACAAAUACAUCCGCUUAUGGCAGUUACUUAGUCAUGAUGUACCAGAAAAUUUCGACGAAAAAAUUUCUCAUCGUUUUCUUCUCAAAUUGGUCCUUCUGGAUGGAGGCAGCAUUGUCAGUGCAUUGACGCUUCGCUUUCGGGAGUUUUGGUUGACCGGAGAUUCAUUUAUGUUGUACGAUGUUCUUUUCAAUGUGUUUCUUCUGGCAAUGAGUGCCAGUGUCACUAAUCUGUUUGUGGCCGUUUCAUAUCUCGGGGCUCAUUAUUUUCGAUUACUCAACUAUAGAAUUGGAAUGGUCAAUCGGAUGCUGAAGGAACUAGACAAAAAAGGUUACUACUGGCGGUGUAAGCCAACGAAGAAAGUGUGGAUGUACAAUCGUCUUAUCCGAGAGUUACACAAGUUAGCUCGACUGCACGGUGAAGUCAACCAGACCGUACAAAGAUUCAUGGAACUGCAUGAUGUUUCACUUCUGGUUUUGGUGACAAAAAAUUUCGUCGCUAUAAUAGCAGCUUUAUUUGGAACAUUCACCAUGGUGGUUGUGCCACUUCGGAACAAUUCUGUGCCUACGAUCGGAACGUACGGUUACCUUUUAUUCAAAUCCAUUUUUCAUUUCUUCCAAUUCUAUUAUCUUGUGGAGAGUGCCACAUUGUUUACUAAAAGGGGUGAGAAAACCGGAACUUUACUGGGCGACUUAUCGAAGCAAGACUCAAACGAACAAGUGGAUACUUCGAUUGACUCAUUUAGUCUGGAGCUACUCCACCGUGAUCAUAAAAUCAACAACGCUGGACUAUACCAUAUUGAUUUCUCAUUAAUCUAUGCGGCUAUGGCAACAAUAAUAAGUUAUUUGAUAAUUGCAGUACAAUUUCAAAUGACAAAUGAUUAAUUCAAUGAUCGACCACUUUUCACUAGUUCCGAUUUUAAACCAAGCUCAAAAUUGGUUAUCAAGUGACUGCGUAAUU